This is a messenger RNA of Entrophospora sp. SA101, 807 nucleotides long. The record is from the annotation of a GenBank genome assembly. Lineage: Eukaryota; Fungi; Glomeromycota; Glomeromycetes; Entrophosporales; Entrophosporaceae.
AUGUGUAUAGUUAAGAAAGCAAUAUAUGAAUUAGAAAAGAUUUAUAAAGAUGAUUAUAUUUGUAUAAAACUAAAUGGAUUAAUUCAAACAACCCAAUCUUCAGUUUAUAGACAUAUAGUACGUCAACUAGGAAUUGUUGAAAAAGGUGUUGAUGCAGAAAAAAUAAUAGCUGAUUUAGAUCAUGGAGAAUUUGUCACAAAACCUUUAAUAUUUAUAAUUUAUAAUUUUGAAGAGUUGAAGAAACAUUGUACCGAUAAAUUUAUUAAUAAUUUAUUGGAGUUGCCACAUAUCACUCGACCUUAUAUUAAUUUGAAUCGUCUUGAAACCAUUGAAGACUUUAAAGAAUUAAUCAAAAAUUUAUUAAAAAUUGAUAAUUCAUUAAUUCCUGAUGCAAAUUAUUGCAGCAUGUUUAAUGAUAAAGUUCAAGAAUUAUUGAAAACUGAAUCUUUUAAGAAGAUUAUAAAACAAAUAUUUGAUUUUUCAGCUGAUGUUAUAAGAAAUUUGUCUCAAACACAAAUUUGGAUAUUAAUUGCCAUAAAAUCAUUAAUUCUUCUUCGUGAUCGUGACACUUUUAAUUUUGAGAUAGUUUAUGAUGCUUGCUACGAUUAUGUUAGAGGUCAUACAAGCAAUAACAUAUUAUUAAAAGAACAUAUUGUUUUAGCAGAAUAUGAGUUUUUACACUCAAGAGGACUAUUGGAAUAUGUGGCGGAUAAAGAAAGAAAUCCCUCAAAAAGAUUAAUGAUGUCAAGAGUUUUGUUACUUCCUAAUCAAAUUUCUGAUAUUGACAGUGAGACAUCUUUAUUCUGA